AUGACAGAUUCUCUCCGAUACUCCAUUAUGUCUCUCCUUGCCUCAGAAUUUGCUAUGAAGGAUCUGGGUCCUUUGAAUUAUUUCCUUGGCAUUCAUGUCACUCGCCAUAAGGAUGGCCUGUUUCUAUCGCAACGCAAGUAUGCCGAAGAAAUCAUUGAUCGAGCUACGAUGUCUUCUUGUAAGGCUACUUCUACUCCGGUUGAUACCAAACCGAAGGUGAGCAGCACGUCGGGUGCUCCAUAUGAUGACCCGACUCACUAUCGCAGUUUCGCAGGUGCACUUCAGUAUCUUACUUUCACGAGGCCGGAUAUCUCUUAUGCUGUUCAACAGUUAUUGAACUCUUUUCCUACACUGAUGCGGAUUGGGGGGGCUGCCCUGACACACGUCGGUCAACGCCUGGUUAUUGUGUCUUCCUUGGAGAUAACUUGA
Lycium barbarum (goji berry) is the source of this 429-nucleotide messenger RNA. RefSeq lists its product as uncharacterized. The transcript has 3 exons. The record is from RefSeq and is a predicted model, not a curated record. Lineage: Eukaryota; Viridiplantae; Streptophyta; Magnoliopsida; Solanales; Solanaceae. The coding region runs from base 1 to 429 and encodes 142 amino acids.